Messenger RNA from Cuscuta campestris, 890 nucleotides. Lineage: Eukaryota; Viridiplantae; Streptophyta; Magnoliopsida; Solanales; Convolvulaceae. The record is from the annotation of a GenBank genome assembly.
CACUCCUCAUACUUCAAUUCCCAAAGACCCAAACCCAAAACCCUUCUUCGACUCUGCUACUUCCUACAGCUGAGUCUGCUAAUGCCGCGAUGAUAGAGUUUGCCAUUGCCGAGUAGAUUCUUGAUAUUUUGUUGCUGUCCUUCUCCUCUUCUUCGCCGAGUAAUAGUGUGAGAGUGUGAGGUAUGAGUGACCCAGUGUCUGAUGAUGACUCUGACGACAAGGAUAUUGGAGAGAGUAGUUCUUCACAGCCACCUAAAGACUUCUCUGCUCCGUUUGGGGUCGCUUAUCAUGCCAUUGGACAAGAGUUCUACCCAGUGUAUCAAGAAAGAUGUGAUAAUGCAAUUGCAUCGGCAAACAAGUACAAAAGGGAUAAUGUAGAUGUUACUUCCCCUGAUGCUAUCUUUCUCUUACAACCACUCUAUGAACAAGGUCUGAUCCCAAACAUGGGUAGCUUUGACAUUAAGCCUUAUUUGAACGUUUCGGCUUUUUGCAUGAGGCGAUUGUGUAACGUAUUGUGUCAAAAGGGGAUGGCACUUACAAUUAAUGAGUCUCUUAAAGCUAUCGGCGGUGGUAGGAUAAGUGUGCGUGGCUGGAUUAAUAGAGACCCUCUCUAUCUUGUAAAAAGGGCUGAAGGGGAAAGCAUUGUGAAACACGGGGAGGAUGAUUAGUCAAUGGCUUGGAAAGCUCCUAAGACAUAUUAUAUCCUUUUUUAUAUCUAUGGUGGAUAUAGCCAUUCUUUAUGGCUUUUUAUUUAUUUGGCUUAGACUUCAUUUCUACUUUCUAUCACUUUUUCAUUUUUUUAUUCAAAUAGCAUUCAUAACAGUCUUUCCAUGCAUUAUGUGUGAGGGAUAUCAUAUUUUAUGAUAAGAUGAUAAACAACUUAUGUUAGA